AAGCGCAAGUCGUGUGAAUUCAAAAUUUAUAAUAGUUUUUGUCCAUAGCAACAAAAACAAAACAUAAGGUCCAGUAAUAACUAUUGUUUCCAGGCAUUUUUCUCUAGAUUUCCCCGGUAUACUUUAUUUCUGAAUAUUUUUUAUGAAUCUAGUAAAUUAUGCUGAUCCCAAUGUAAUUGUCAUAAUUUAUUACAAUACUAUAUUGUCACUGAUUGAAUCUAUCAAAUAAUAUACAUUGGUUAUUUCUAAUAAAUGUUUACUUCUAAAGCAAAUGUUGAGGAUUUUAUAUGGGCUAUAAGACAGAGACAUGAGAAUAAGAGAGUAGAGGAAUUGAGAGCUAGGGCUACUAUAUAUGAAGAUAGAAGAAAAAGUUUAGAUUCCAACUUAUUCUGGGAGACUAAGACAAAAAUACUAGCUUCUCUUAUGCCUGAUGAGGUUCUUCAAGAUGUUAAUGACUAUUCACAUAAGCAUUACAACGCUUGUUUGCUUCUGGGGGACGUUUCAGGGUUCACUGAAUUGACUGAAAAGUACAACCAAGCCGGCAAAGGUGGUCCUUCACGUCUAACUUUAGUUCUUAAUGGAUAUAUUGGUGCCUUAGUACAAGAAAUAAUGUCUUUUGGCGGCGAUAUUUUUAAAUUUUCAGGAGACGCCUUCUUGGCUCUUUGGAAAUGUAAAGACGAACAACAGAUCAUGAGAGACUAUGUCCAUCAAGCAUUGGACUGCGCUGUAGUUAUCCAAAAAAACUAUGGUUCUUUCAGAACAGACGUCGGAACGUACUUAAGAGUAAAAUUAGCUAUAUCAGCUGGACCUGUAUUAUUUACCUUGAUUGGAAAUGAGAAAUACAGCCAUUAUAUUGUGAUUGGGAAACCUGUUGCAGAUGUUAAAGAUGCUGAGCACCGCACAUCUCCUGGAGAAAUAAUAGUGGCUCCCUCUGCUUGGUACCAUGUCAAUAGUACUGAUUACCUAUCUAUUGAACUUGAAGGAGCUUUCAGGAAGGUUUUAGGCGUGGGGCCAGGCUGGAGACAUAUAAAGGGUGAUACCAAAUAUUCUAUAACUUCUCAUCAGUUGGAGGAAGACUUUUCCGAGGAUCUGCAACUGGGCAAAAUGGAAUCAGAAGAAAUGUUUAUUCAGAAAAAAAAUGUGGAAUUUUCAUUGAGACCUGUGAUGCACCAGGUCCAGGCCAGCAGAGAGAGCUUAAGAAAAUUCAUUCUGCCUCCUGUUAUGAGCUGCAUUGAUCGAAAUGAGCCAAUUGAGUAUCUCACAGAAAUGAGGAGGACAGUUAUCAUGUUCAUAAACUUGUCUUCAAAAAGGUGUACUUAUGACCAGUUGGCGAACCUUGUUAACGAAUGCUACAUUGAGAUAUGCAAAAACGUUGAAAUGUAUAAAGGAUGCGUGAACAAAGUAUGCUUGUUUGAUAAGGAUAUAAUGUUUGUCAUAAUAUUCGGAUUGAGAGGUUUCAAGCAUGACCUGGAGUGCCAAUAUGCUCUCAAAUGCGCCUCAGUUACUUUUGAAUUCCUUAACAAUCACAAGUCUGUGAAGACUGCCUCCAUAGCCUGUACCACUGGUAAAACCUAUUGUGGUAUCGUGGGACACACUCUUAGGAGAGAGUACACAGUCAUGAGUCUAAUGGUAAACAAGGCAGCCAGGAUCAUGGUCAAUUACCCAGAUAGAGUGGCUUGCGACAGCUCCACCUUCCAACAUAGCAAGAUGGAGGCGAAGUAUUUCCUGCUGCAAGUGUACAAACCGCUCAAGGGCAUAAGUAAUCCAGGACCAAUAUACGAGUUUCUCGAGUUAGAUACUAAAACCGCUGAACAGGCAAGCGUUGCCGUGAACUUCUACCCUAUCCUAGGAAGGGAUGAGGAGGUCAAGCUUUACCUCGAAAAUAUGAAGAUUUUCAUAGAGAACGCGAGGAACAUUACAGAUAAGCUGCCUAACUACAACAGGAUGAUAAUAAUAAAGGGUUGGCCUAGACAGGGCAAGACAAGACUCCUAGAAGAGUUUUUGUUCCGAACAGAUCCAUCAAUACCAGUGACAAGGCUUCUGCUCGAUGAGAACGACGCUAAGGUGGACUAUGGUGCAGUGAGAAAUAUUCUAUACUCCAUGCUGGGUUUCACUGACCUCACGCCAAUGGAAGAGGUACAAAAAAAACUGUUUACUUUGCUGGGUUCUUACCACGAAGAACACUUAAGUUGCCUGAAUAAUAUUCUAAAUGUGAACUUCCCAAUAUCAGAAGAAUUCUCCAGCAUGUCGGAAAAGGAUAAGGAGAUAUCAACAGGAAAGAUGGUGAAGAAUUUGUGUUAUUCUUGCUUACCGUCUGUGUGGAUAGUGGCGGUGGAUAAAUCCAAGUUCAUAGAUCAGCUGUCAUGGAAGAUAUAUCCGGCCAUGAUUGCAUGUAGGUAUAUCUUUUUCAUUCAGACCCUGGACGCCUUCCAUGUACCAAGCCACCAGUUUAAAAGAGUGAUGGCUCACAAAAAUGUCCAUGUACUGCAAAUAACCAACAUACCCAAGUUAUACCACGCAGGCCUAGCCUGUCAGAUUUUGAAUGUUUCUGCUAUAUCUGCUGAUCUAGAGAACUUAAUUCAAAGCAAAAGUAAUGGCAACUGCGGAUGGAUGGAGACAGUCUUAAUCAGUUUGCUACAGUCCCACAACAUAUUCAUCAGAAAUGCCGAUUUUAGUACAGUACACGAGUACGGACUGGUCGCUCCACCUCUUUAUAUGUUACGGAGGAUGUCACAAGAUCACAUAAAUAAAUGGAAUGAGGUUAUGGAGGUUAAAACUACGCAGACUGACAAAAUCAUCGAUAGAUGGAGUAUCUACAUUGGCACAUGCAGGGAUGAAUCCUUGGAGAUAACAGUGAGGGAGAAGAUUCACCAGAGCUUCACUGAGAAUUCCACCCUGCAAGUCUGCUUCACGAACCCAACGUGUAAUUAUUUACAUAUUGACGCCGAGCUCUCCAAGGAGGGGCACCUGAUAAUGACGUUCGAUUCUUUGACCUAUCAGGAGCAGCUACUGCUGAAAAUCAGCUCGGUUCUGGGUGACAGCUUCACUAGGAGUUUACUCAUUUACGUGAUGCAAAGUGAUUCAACUACCAGGGAGAUCGCCGAAGUGGUAAAGAGCUUGUUCGAGAAAAGGGUGCUAUGUUGCGCCAAGGGGGACUUCAGCGAGGGGGGAAACUACCUUCUGAUCAGAGACAAAAUGGUUGAUCCCAGCAAAGACCUCAAGAUCAAGUGUUAUUGCGUAGGGAUUUACAUGUGUGAUGAUGUAAAAGAUUUUCCCAAGUACGCCUCUUGCGGUUAUCUACGCUUCAUCUCGUCCAGAUUCCGUCUGACGACAUACAACCUGCUAACUGACGCUCAGAAAAAGAUGUUUCAUGCCAGAGCUGUCAAGUACUUGCUAAAGGAGACCAGAAAAUGCACUUCCUGUGGUGGCGCUUAUUUCGAACUGGAAGGAUAUUGUCUGAUUGAAGAUAAUAGGAUUAAACCGAAGCACUCUAAGGGCAUUAAGAGAUCGAUCUCUUCUCAAGACAUUUCAGACAACUCCAUCAGUAUCUACGGCGGUUCGAUGUAUUCUGGUUACACCGAAAGAUCGGAACCCACCACAAUCUCGUCCUACGGCAAACGGAGCAACGUCUUAGGCAGGUCCUUCGGUUUUAGGUCGGUGGGGAUGGGACCAUCCCUGGGAACUUCCCUCGGCCAUGCAUUGGCACCCUCUCUGGAAGAGAGUGAAGAUCGUUCUUUCUACGCCCAGUACUUUGGAAUCUUGAACCCGUUGAAGGUACUCCGAUACAAGGACAACUAUUCCUUGACGAAGCCAUUUACUAGAGCGGAUUUCCAAACAUGCUACUGCCAUUUAAUAUUAGCUUUUUUCUACAAUCAAUUAGUGUAUCAUUAUAGGGGCGCAGGGCAAUGGCUGGACAUGAUUAAUUCCAUGAUCGAGUAUGCAAAAGUCUGCGUGGUAGAGAGGAACUUUGCAGAAGGGCUUAACUGCGUGAGGAAUGCCUUGCACUUUUUAGCUACAUCUGGGGAGAAUAUAGGAGAGCCAAACUGGAGGAUACCGGUCUACGAGGGUAAACUUUAUAUCUGGUACGGAGCCAUUCUCUUGUCGCAAGAUCAGCGGGAAGAGGCCCUGAAGACCCUGUACCUAUCGAUGACUAAACUUGGUUAUCCCUUCCCCAUGACCAAGAUCACGAUUCACUUAAGGCUGUGGCUAAAGAAGCUAAAGCAGAAGCUACGCAUGUACCUCUUUCCAGACAAUUUUGUGAGGCAUAACCUCAGCAAAGAAGACAACGAAGUUGUUGACAGUGUUUCCUGCUGUCUGAACAAAAUGUUUGGCAUUUUUCUAUAUCAGAACAAUUUGAAGAGAGCGGAAUUAACGGCUGUGUGGAGCCUGACCAGAGCACUUCAAGCUGGGAAGAAUCUGUUCCAGGUAUGUUCUGCCUUCAGCAAUAUGAUUCUGAUCGCCAACUAUAAGAAGAACAAGUUUUGGGGCGUAGUUCUGGAAGUGCACGCCCUCCGUUUCUGUCACAAGAAGAAAUUUGGCAUCGAUCCUCCGGAACUAAAGGCAAUCAUCAAGCUCUACAACAUCAUCUUUGAGACCAGACUGGCGAGGGCAGAGUUCGAUGAUUCUUUACAGAUUGGGUACAUUUUAUCCAGGUUGACGAUUGCUGUGAACGACAUCAUGUCUACCAUCAGGGUAUUCUCAAGGAUCAUGUUGAUGCUCCUUGUCAAGCUUUAUCUUCCAGAAUGUAUAACGAUUAUGCAGGAAAUGUGCUACCAAAUGGAGGAGUCGGACGAUCCCCAAGCAAAAUCCGAAUUUUACGCUUGCGCCCUACUUUUUCACGUAGAGACUGGCUACAAUUAUGUUCCUAUCAAGGAUAUCGAUAAAUUCUACAGAGGAGAAUUCGCACUGUCUUCCCGUCUGCCGCAAAGGAGGUUCUUGAUGUUGCUUAGAACAUGGUUUUGCCGUACAGGCCAAUGGGAGCGAGCGAAGAUUGUAAGCAAUCAGCUUUUGAGUGUGAAGCCCAAUAAGGAUCUAAUAGAGAUGACUAUUCAUAUAAGUUCCUGCCUGCAAAUGCUCUAUGAAGCUGAGUACGAGCUGCUGAAGUUGGUACAUAUGAUCAACAAGAGGAAUAUCUAUGGCCAGUCCAAAACUAAAGCCAAGCUGGCAGAAUACUGGAAGUACAUGGAGAGUCGCAUGGACGUGGUGCCGCUGAUCAAGUCAAGAAUGUACAUGCUUAAGGCUUUUCAGGCUGUCAUCUUCGAAAAUGAAAGUAAAGUACAGAGGAAUUUGAGAAAGGCUAGAAAAUUUGCUGUGAAGCAGGAAAAUUUACUACAACAGAAGCUCCUUAAUUUUUUGGAAACGUUUUGGCAAGAUAAAACUCCUGAGGAAAAUGUUGAAGCAUGGAUCAAACAUACAGAACCAGACAAUUAUAUGGAAUAUAAUCAACUUCAUCAUGCAGAUAACAUUAUGUGUUUUCCAUUUGAACCUCCCUUAUAUUAUUGAUCAACAUAAAACUUUUAUUGCAUAUAUGAAUUUGUACUCUACAAUUUAAAGAUUGAUUGUAUAUAGUAAUAAAGUCCACAUAACAAAUAAAAUAUAUCUUUCUGGCAUAAUAACAAAAAACAAUAAAAAAAACUACUUCAAUCAAAUAACAAUAAACAAUAUGAAAAACAACUGACCUAUCUUCAAGAAUGUUUUCUUUGAAUAUGCCUUCUCAAAUUACAGGCAAAAGUUGCUCUGUAAUGGCAAAACUUGCAUGGAAAAAUCUUGAUCUCUUUGUGGUCCUCACUGAAAUGCAAAUCAAAUAAAUCUCUCCUCAAAGUUUUGAAACUGCAGCGGGUACAUUCAUAAUGUUUUUUCUUUGGAGUGUGGAUGGCUUGCAUGUGUCUACGAUAAGAGUCUAUACGGGUUCCUACAUAACUGCAAA
Molecule: messenger RNA, 5926 nt
Organism: Harmonia axyridis
Lineage: Eukaryota; Metazoa; Arthropoda; Insecta; Coleoptera; Coccinellidae
Product: adenylate cyclase type 10-like
Exons: 26
Coding region: 253-5502 (1749 amino acids)
Biological process (GO): intracellular signal transduction; cyclic nucleotide biosynthetic process
Cellular component (GO): cytoplasm
Molecular function (GO): adenylate cyclase activity
Source: RefSeq, a predicted model, not a curated record